CCAAGCUUUCCUGAAGCACCUGCGCUCGCCACCAGCAGCGUCAUUAUUCCCGCGAGACGACGGGUCCGCGGAAGGCACAAAAUUCCCCCUUUUCUAGAGCCCAGGUUUUUGCCGUCAAGUUAAAUUCCGGGGUGCGGAAGUAGCUUUGUCGUGCCGCCUCUAAUCGCUCAGAAAUCAACCCCAGUUCUACAGGGAAAGCUAGGCCUCCGACCGCUAUGGAAGGGCAGCAAGGGCAAGAAAAGCUCGCGACCCUAGCGCUUGCCCAAGCUCAUUUCCAGAAGGGCGAGUACGCGGAGGCCGAAGCGCUGUACUCCGCUUACGUUCGCCAGUACGCCUGUGCGGCCUCCGAGGGAGAGGCGUCCGGGAGCAAAUGCAGCCCUGAGGAUUUGGCUACUGCAUAUAACAACAGGGGGCAAAUCAAGUACUUCAGGGUGGAUUUUUAUGAAGCCAUGGAUGACUACACAUCUGCCAUAGAAGUCCAACCCAAUUUUGAAGUUCCAUAUUACAACAGAGGGUUGAUACUAUAUAGGCUGGGAUACUUUGACGAUGCUUUGGAAGAUUUCAAGAAAGUAUUAGACUUAAAUCCUGGAUUUCAAGAUGCUGUUUUGAGCUUAAAACAGACUAUUCUAGACAAAAAAGAAAAGCAAAAAAGAAAUUAUUGAAAAUUUUAACUUAGUUGAAAUACUAACUCAUGAUCCACCUGGCAUCUCAUUGUCUUUAAUUUAAAGCUGGUGUUAAGCUAUUUUGAUUUAUAUUUAAGAUAAAGAGAUUCAUGCAUCAGCACUGAAAGUUAAAUGAUGUACUUAAGGUAGUUAAUUUCAGAUUGAGUAACUAUGUUGAGUGGGUAUGCUUUUAUGAAGUGUAAAUAAGUAAAAAGAAUGUAUCAUUGUAUAUUAUUACAGUAAAAUAUUUAAAGAAA
This is a messenger RNA of Lagenorhynchus albirostris (white-beaked dolphin), 919 nucleotides long. RefSeq names its product tetratricopeptide repeat domain 32 (gene TTC32). The transcript is spliced from 3 exons. Lineage: Eukaryota; Metazoa; Chordata; Mammalia; Artiodactyla; Delphinidae. Gene Ontology annotation, molecular function: protein binding. Bases 216 to 662 code for a protein of 148 amino acids. The record is from RefSeq and is a predicted model, not a curated record.